UUGACAAGCAUCAUGGAGCGCAUCCAACUGUUCCUCUCGAUCGUGCUGGACGGCGCCGAGGUCAAGAAGCUCCUCGUCGCGCUCGGACUGCCACGUGGAAGCUGGUACCGGCUGCAAUCGAUCGACCAUCUUGUUGACAAGACGACGCAUGUGCUGCUGUCGGCCAACCCCGAGGCGAGCCGGUUCCUCUGCACCCGCUACCAGAAAGGGGUCAAGCGCAUCGUUGCCAGUCGCAUUGUGGUCCUUCGCGCGCAAAAGUACGUGGCACUGCCAGCGACAUGCGUUCCACGGGCUACGAACGACAGCUACCUCGAUCGCCGUCUCGACACCCGGAUUGUCCUCCAUUUGCAUGACACGCUGUAUGUAGUCGACCCGUUUGACGACUGUUCUACGCACCCCGCUAGUCAGCGCAACAACGACGACGAAGCGCGACUCGACGAGCUGAGCGACGCGACACCAACGAUUCCGCUGGCCUACGUUGUGGAGCUUCUCGACAUCCUCGGCGACGAGGUGGCUUCCGUGCGCGCCUUGUUUGAGACGCACGCCGUGCACCAGCGCGUGAGUGUCGAAGGCAUGACCGACAUCCUUGCCUCCGCCGGUGCCCACGUGACGCUGGAUGGGGUGCUGCGACUGAUCUCAGACAUGGUCCAGAGCCGCACGGUGGCGCUGACAUCACCACCGUUCGACUUGAAAGCCCACGUGCUUGGCUACACGGACGUGCUCUCGGUCUACGUCGUCUUUCAUCGUCAGUACAAUCGGUGACGCAUCA
Saprolegnia diclina VS20 is the source of this 769-nucleotide messenger RNA. RefSeq lists its product as hypothetical. Lineage: Eukaryota; Oomycota; Saprolegniomycetes; Saprolegniales; Saprolegniaceae. The record is from RefSeq and is a predicted model, not a curated record. The transcript has 5 exons. The coding region runs from base 13 to 762 and encodes 249 amino acids.